AUUUUUAAGUCAUGAAUCCAUGACACAACAAAAAGAAAAAACAUUUUUUUUUUUAAAGGAUAAUCUGUAAAUAAUGUUAAAUGCUUGUAGAGAUUUGGACAAGCUGUCAGCGGAACGGAAAUGGGAUGAUGUCUUUAAUUGCCUUAAAAUCGAUGUGAACUCAACUAUAGAGUUAGGUAGUCUUCAAACUUCAAGAAGUAACGAAAACACCGAUAAAUGGCUGGAUGACUAUAAAGCGACAAUGAAUUCUUUGGAAGUGAUUCUAGCAAUUAUUCUCUUUUUCGACCAAAUAUUCUAUCUUUUGCUUCUAUGGUACGUGAUGUGUUUUGCAAUCAAAUUCAUACGUUUUAAGGGCCUGAAAACUUUGUGGCAUCUGGUUCAGAGGAUUUAUUCAUUGGAAAAUAGUAUUCAAAAACAAAAUGUAGUCGAGCAGAUUAUACCCAAAAAGAAAAGACUACGUUUUGCGAAAGGAAGCUUUCUAAAUUCUACAUGAUACCAUUAAAACGAUAAUAUUGCGAAUAGUACAAAUAAAGAUUUUUCGAGAGAAAAUCAAGUCAAAGAUACAUGACUU
Molecule: messenger RNA, 571 nt
Organism: Ceratitis capitata (Mediterranean fruit fly)
Lineage: Eukaryota; Metazoa; Arthropoda; Insecta; Diptera; Tephritidae
Exons: 2
Coding region: 74-493 (139 amino acids)
Source: RefSeq, a predicted model, not a curated record